Eriocheir sinensis (Chinese mitten crab) is the source of this 2639-nucleotide messenger RNA. RefSeq names its product chitin deacetylase 1-like (gene ChLD3). Lineage: Eukaryota; Metazoa; Arthropoda; Malacostraca; Decapoda; Varunidae. The coding region runs from base 3 to 1601 and encodes 532 amino acids. Gene Ontology annotation, biological process: carbohydrate metabolic process. Gene Ontology annotation, cellular component: extracellular region. Gene Ontology annotation, molecular function: protein binding; chitin binding. The transcript is spliced from 12 exons. The record is from RefSeq and is a predicted model, not a curated record.
UGAUGAUGAUGGUGGUGAUGCGUCGAGGCUGGGUGGUGGUGCUGGUGGUGACGGCGGUGGUGAACGCCGCGCCGCCCCCAGACCAUCCCCUGCUGAGGAACAAGCGUGCCCUUCGCCUCAACGUGCCCUGCGUGGCCAACGGGGAGUUCUACCGCAAUCCCAGCGCCAACCCGGAGAAGGUGUGGAGUCUGGGCGAGUGUUCCAAGUACUACCUGUGUCUGGACGAGGAGGUGUACGAGUUCAAGUGCUCCGUUGGUCUUCUCUUCGACAUCAACAGACAAAUUUGUGACUUUAAAUCGAAGGUCUUUAACUGCGACACCCAUAUCCAGUUGACCACCCCCAAGCCCCUACUGUUCACGGACGAGCCCAUCUGUGCCUUCGGGGAGUACGCAUGUGCAGACCGGACUUGCCUGCCGUCCGAACUCUUCUGCGACGGCCAGGUGGACUGCGAGGAUGGGUCCGACGAAGGCUGGUGCGACGCCGAGCACGACCCCAACGCCGCCGAUCGCUGUGACUACGCCAACUGCACGCUGCCAGACUGCUACUGUUCCAGGGACGGCACUCUCAUCCCGGGGAACAUGGAGCCCUCGCAGGUACCUCAGAUGAUCACCCUCACCUUUGACGACGCCGUGAACUUCGAGAACUGGGACCUCUACAACCAGCUCUUCACCGAGACGCGCACCAACCCCAACGGCUGUCCCAUCCACGGCACCUUCUACAUCUCCCACGAGUACAAUAAUUACCAGUACGUGCAGAAGCUGUGGAACGACGGCCACGAGAUCUCCGUCCACUCCAUCACUCACAAGGGCCCUGAGAACUUCUGGACGCAAAACGCUACCAUCGAGGACUGGUUUGAUGAGUUUGUGGGCCAGGCAAACAUCAUCAACAGGUUCGGCGGCGUCAGAAUGGAGGACCUCUGGGGUGUGCGCGUGCCUUACCUGCGCGUGGGCUGGAAUCGUCAGUUUAUCAUGAUGCGAGAGUUCGGCUUCGUCUACGACUCCUCCAUGGCGGCUCCCUUCAGCAACCCGCCGCUCUGGCCCUACACGCUGGACUACAAGAUGCCCCACAAGUGUAUGGGGACCGGACAGAAGUGCCCCUCGCGCUCCUUCCCCGGCAUUUGGGAGAUCGUCCUUAACCAGCUGCAGGCCGGGGAGUACUACUGCGCCAUGAUGGACCAGUGCCCGCCCACCAUUGACGAGGAGGACGUGUACCAGAUGUUGAUGCACAAUUUCAGGCGCCACUACGAUACCAACCGCGCCCCCCUCGGCCUCUACUUCCACACCAUCUGGUUCAAGACGAAGCACAACAUGAAGGGAAUGAAGCGCUUCCUGGAGGAGGUGCGGAAGAUGCCCGACGUGUGGGUAGUCAACAACCAGGAGAUGAUCAAGUGGAUGCGCGAGCCGACGCCCAACUCGCAGCUCGCCGGGUUCGAGCCCUGGAAGUGUCAGCAGCAGGUCCUCCCCGAAGAUAAGGCGUGCAGCAUCCCCAAGACGUGCAAGCUCAAGAACCGGAUGCUGCGCGGGGACCGGUACCUCCACACGUGCUUCGAGUGCCCCGAGGUGUACCCGUGGCUCAAGAACGAGUUCGGCCUCAGACUCUAGACGACCUGACCUGACCUGACCUGACGAUGAGGACCAAGUGACAAGGAACUGAAGACACGAGACUGAGGACGAGACGGCGAAGCAAGGACGAAACCAGACAGUGAGAUGACGACCAGUAAGUAAAGUUGAGAGCAUACAUUACGGCUGCGCGUGGCCUCGGUGCUCAUCUCCGUCACACUAGCCCUUGAGCCUGUGGUGGGCAGGACUAGACAGCGAGGACACAAUAAGAACUAGACCAGACAAAUAACGACUCUGAGGACACGAAAUAGAGAACUAGACACAGAGGACAGAGUACGGACAAGACCAGACAGGAAGAUGACGACAAUGACGAUACUAUAACGAAUACCAGACAACGAAAACACAGUAAGACAAGGCUAUAGGAAGACACAACACGACGCCAGACAUGCAGAGCGAGAACACGAUUGGAGCAUAAAAGGAGUCUGCAAGAGGCCAUUUCAAUCUACACAUCUACGUCAUCUCCUGCAAACCCAACAUCACCCAUUCUCUCCGUCCAUAAGUUUGCCUGAUCUGCUCUUCAAGGUAUUCAGUUAAGCUUGUUCAUCUCCUGCAAACUAAACUUCACCCAAUCUCUCCGUCCAUAAGUUUGCCUGAUGUACUCUUCAAGGUAUUCAGUUAAGCUUGUUCAUCUCCUGCAAACUAAACAUCACCCAAUCUCUCAGUCCAUAAGUUUGCCUGAUCUGCUCUUCAAGGUAUUCAGUUAAGCUUGUUCAUCUCAUCACCACUAUCUGUAAGCAAGUAUUAGGAAGGAUGGGAAGACAGCAUGACAGACAAGACGGAGACAUGACGAGGACAGGAUAUGGUGGGAACAGAACGAGACACAAACGAGAAUAUGAAGCGAGAUCAGGACAAGGAGGACACGACGAGGACACGACAUACAGCACACGAGGACAGGACAGCAAGGAGGAGGAAGAGGACAACACGAGUAAAAAAAAAAAAUUACUCCUAGGACACCACAACAUCGAGACUAAGACGAGAACAGGACGAAGAUGCAACGAGAACACAACGAGGACACUUGAA